AUGACCAUGUCAAACAGCAGUGAAGUGAAAACAGAGAGAAAUGUGAAACACAAAAUCAAUGCAGCUGAGGAGAUACAGACAUGUAUGAGGGGUUAUGAAGAUGACCAAAAAACGUCUGUUCAAGAAUUCAAAUCAAAUCUCAAACCUCAAGAAAAACAGCACGAGCCUGCACUGCAGACGUCAGUCGCUACAGGCCAUGUGCAGGAAAACAACCCGGACCAAAAGCAACCAAAAUUUGAGGAUAAAGUUGUUUUAAGAGAGAAGAAGGCAAGAGAGACAGAGGAUGAAAGACGACAAAGGCUCUCUGUACACAUGGAAGAGAUCGUAAAAGGAAAUGUAAAGGCAGCCAUGGAAAUCUUUGAAAACUUCAGAAAAAGAGAGGAACUCAAGGGGAUCCUGUCUCAAGUGCAAGAAAUAGAGGGAGAGGCCAGCAGUGUAGAUGACAGUUCAUUGAAUACAUUAUACCAGAAUGUCCCUACUUGGAUGGGUACAUCAAGGAGAAACGCUAAGCAAAGUAAAAUGGAGGAAAAGAAAGUUGAAGUAGAAACCCAGGAUGAUGAUCUUGAAAGCAUCUCCUCAGUUGAGACGGCAUUUGAAGAUCUGGAAAAAGCAAGCAAGGAAAUAAUGAACCUGAAGGAACAGACUUUAGCAAAGCUGCUUGAAAUCGAAGAGACGAUCAAAAAGGCUCUGUACUCCGUCUCCAAUCUGAAAUCUGAGGCUGACAUUGCAGGGUUGUCGGGGCUGUUCGAUGAGUCUUUGAAAUCUGAGCAAAACUUUCAACCUGCCAACAACAUCAGGAAGAUAAGCAUUGUUUCAAGCAAGGCCAAAUCAAGUCAGACAAAAGAGACAAGCGAUGUAAAUCUCCAGACAGAUUUGGAUUCAAGUCUUUCCAAAGAGGAAGUGUCCAGAAAAGGGCACAACAAGCCCCUUAUUAGACAGUCUUCCUCUCAGUCUUCACCAUCAUUCAUCUCCAUUCACUCAGCUGCCAGAAAACCAAGUGAUCAACCAAAGCCAACCAUGUCAACAUUUAAACCAAAAAAUAAUAGCUGCUCUGACAGUUGUCAAAAUGUGAACAGCGAUCUGGAGUCCGCUGCUGCCGAAUCUUCAAAAAAUGGCCCACAGCGCAAGGUCAGUGUUCUUGAAGUGCAAACCGCAGAGCAACCCGCAGGAAUAAUUGGCACGAAGACUGUCAGUGAAACUUAUGAAGAGACCGACGGCUUUGGCAAUGUAUUUGUUUCCUCCAGGACUUCAACAUUUGUCACCAAACAGUCUGACACUAAAACAUCUGCCCUGUUUGAAAUUAGUCCAACCAGAUACGAAGUCAUGACAUCCCCACUGAUGCGAAGAUCCGGGCGCUUUUUUGAAGAUAAAGUGUCGAGGAGCACCAAGGAUGACGGGACGGUAUUUGUAACAUUCGGCCCACCAAAAGAAACGCACUGAAUGAGCGACUUGUUAGUGCGUUCCACGGUCCUUUAACUUUAGGAAAGCAGUUAUUUCACGUGUGUUUUCAUCCCAUUUUUGUUUUAUUAGUGAAAGUGUUUUGUUAGUCUUUAAACUGAACUCAUGAAAUAAUGAAAAUGUUACCUUUAAACUGCAAACUUUUUGUCUUAUAGAUUUUAUACUGUAACCACAUGAUAAAGUGUUAAGAUCUUUUAACAAGGCUAAACACAAAGUUAGCACUGUUUGUUCUUCUGUUUUAAACGACUGUCAAAUAAAUGACAGGUUAGACGAUG
Messenger RNA from Oreochromis aureus, 1733 nucleotides. Its product is annotated as xin actin-binding repeat-containing protein 1-like. The coding region runs from base 1 to 1440 and encodes 479 amino acids. NCBI's taxonomy places the organism in Eukaryota, Metazoa, Chordata, Actinopteri, Cichliformes, Cichlidae. Gene Ontology annotation, cellular component: stress fiber; focal adhesion. Gene Ontology annotation, biological process: actin filament organization; actin cytoskeleton organization. Gene Ontology annotation, molecular function: actin filament binding. The record is from RefSeq and is a predicted model, not a curated record. The transcript is spliced from 2 exons.